This is a messenger RNA of Penicillium daleae, 306 nucleotides long. RefSeq lists its product as uncharacterized. The record is from RefSeq and is a predicted model, not a curated record. The transcript has 2 exons. NCBI's taxonomy places the organism in Eukaryota, Fungi, Ascomycota, Eurotiomycetes, Eurotiales, Aspergillaceae. The coding region runs from base 1 to 306 and encodes 101 amino acids.
AUGUCGAAGGGCUAUUACAAUGACUGGGUUAAAUUAUUCGAAUUAGCUUUUGACUUCGGGAUGGUAUGCUGUGGUGUAGAAGAGGUUGGUGCCGGCUCGUUUGAAAAUUGCGGCCCCGAGGUCCUACACAAGUUUUGGGCCUCUAUUGGAAGCCCUCUUCGCAAAGUGUUCCUCGUUCUAGUCGGCGCGGGUACUUCAGCCGUUGGGUCAAUGGCCGUUGGUAAGCUGGUCGUUUGGGAGCUGCCUGUGGGUGAGUUGGCCGCUGGGGACCUGACCGCUGGCAUGUUCGCCGUUGACCUGUCUUAG